Heterocephalus glaber (naked mole-rat) is the source of this 1560-nucleotide messenger RNA. The record is from RefSeq and is a predicted model, not a curated record. Lineage: Eukaryota; Metazoa; Chordata; Mammalia; Rodentia; Bathyergidae.
CACUUGGCCUGGCGCCGGGUCCAGAGAGCUCAGCCCGCCGGCGAGUGCGCACCUGAGUCCGCACCUCUCACGGCUUGCGCGACCCCUGCCUUCCCGGGCCCCUCGGCGCGCGGCAUGGCGCCUUCCCAGGUCCUCGCGUUCGGGCUCCUGAUCCUGGCGGCGACGGCGGCGGUGGGCACGGCCCAGGAAGGAUGUGACUGUGAAAACUACAGGAUGACCACAAACUGUUUUUUGAACGGAGAUGGUCAAUGCCAGUGUACCUCCUAUGGUACACAGAAUCCUGUCAUUUGCACAACUCUGGCUUCCAAAUGUUUGGUGAUGAAGGCAGAAAUGACUCACUCAAAGUCUGGGAGGAGAGUGAAGCCUGAGGGAGCGAUCCAGAACAAUGACGGACUGUACGAUCCCGACUGUGAUGAGCAUGGGCUCUUCAAAGCCAAGCAGUGCAAUGGCACAGCCACAUGCUGGUGUGUGAAUAGUGCUGGCGUCCGGAGGACCAACAAGGACACAGAGAUCCAGUGCUCCGAGACCGUGCGGACCUACUGGAUCAUCAUUGAACUAAAACACAAGGAAAGACAACAGCCUUACGACCUUCAAAGCCUACAGAUGGCACUUAAGGAGAUGAUCACAACCCGUUACCAGCUGAAUCCAAAAUUUAUUACAAAUAUUCUGUAUGAGAAUGAUGUUAUCAUUAUUGAUCUGAUGCAAAAUUCUUCUCUGAAGACUCAGAAUGAUGUGGACAUAGCUGAUGUGGCUUAUUAUUUUGAAAAAGAUGUUAAAGGUGAAUCCUUGUUCCGUUCUAAGAAAAUGGACCUGAGAGUAAAUGGGGAACAACUGGAUCUGGAUCCUGGUCAAACUUUAAUUUACUAUGUUGAUGAAAAACCACCUGAAUUUUCAAUGCAAGGUCUAGCAGCGGGUGUUAUUGCCGUCAUUGUGGUUGUGAUAAUAGCAAUUAUCGCUGGAAUUGUUGUGCUGAUUAUUUCCAGAAAGAAGAAAACAGCAAAGUACGAGAAGGCUGAGAUCAUCUGGCUUACCUGAUUUGAUGGCCGCAGGACUAGGGGACUGACUACCCCCGAACCGAACUGUGACAGACAGGCAGAAUGCUGAUGUGGUAUUAAGGCAAUAUAGACAUGAGUUUGACCAUUUAUCAGCUAAACAAGUAAUAUAACUUCUAUAAACCUCUUGUUUCCACAUCUGCAAGAUGGAGAUAAUAGUACAGCCUAUUGUAAGGAUUAAACAAAAUCGUUUGUGUAAAGUGUUGGUCCAGUGCUUGCCACAUAGUGAGAACUUUCCCAACAAUAGUAGUCAUCGCUGUCUCAGUUCUGUUUGUAACUAUGUGAUUUUUAAUUCCGAACUUCAAUUUUUUCACCUAUAAAGUGAAAGAUUGAUAAUAGUGAAUUUGUUCUUGCUAGGUAUAAAAACAGCACGCAUUUAGUAUGAAUCUGUUCUUAAAGAUCUAGCUUACUGCUACUUUCCCCAGUCUCUUUGGCCAUCUUGUUUCAAGGAGCAGCUUGGAUCAUGCACUCAAUAUGUGUUUCUUUGUAAUAAAACUUUCAGUCUCUA